AUGGUGUUUGAAAACUAUGGUGUAGAGAAGUACCACGACGAUCACGUUCGAUCGAUGUUUUACAAUUUGAAAAUGAUUAGAUACGAGAAACCCGAGAAACUUGAUAGUGAUGUAGGUUUAAAGAUUCAUACGGACAAGAACUUCUCCACCAUAAUCCAUCAAAACCAUAUCAACGGUCUAGAGAUAAAUACAAAGGAUGAUGAGUGGGUGCUUUUUGAUCCUCCAUCUUCAUCCGUAAUAUUCAUAGCAGCUGACGGAUUUCAGGUUUGGAGCAAUGACAGAAUUCGACCUUGUAGACAUAGGGUGACCUUGACUGAAAAUGUCGUAAGAUACACAUUUGGUGCUUUCUCUGUCAAAAGAGGGGUGAUACACGUACCAAAUGAGCUCGUGGAUGAAGACCACCCGUUACUGUAUAAGCCUUUGAAUCAUGUUGAGUUCCUCAUGGCACAGAGACAUACUGGUGAAACUGAGUAUGCCGCAAAGGCAUAUUGUGCCAUUUGA
This is a messenger RNA of Pyrus x bretschneideri (Chinese white pear), 501 nucleotides long. RefSeq names its product probable 2-oxoglutarate-dependent dioxygenase AOP1. Gene Ontology annotation, molecular function: dioxygenase activity. The transcript is spliced from 2 exons. NCBI's taxonomy places the organism in Eukaryota, Viridiplantae, Streptophyta, Magnoliopsida, Rosales, Rosaceae. The coding region runs from base 1 to 501 and encodes 166 amino acids. The record is from RefSeq and is a predicted model, not a curated record.